This is a messenger RNA of Orbilia oligospora ATCC 24927, 2403 nucleotides long. RefSeq lists its product as uncharacterized. The transcript has 5 exons. The record is from RefSeq and is a predicted model, not a curated record. The coding region runs from base 1 to 2403 and encodes 800 amino acids. Lineage: Eukaryota; Fungi; Ascomycota; Orbiliomycetes; Orbiliales; Orbiliaceae.
AUGAAUAUCCUCCUCCUCCUGAUAACGUUCCUCCCGGCUACGAUCCUCUCCGCCAGUUUAACACCCGCCACGAUCCCACUGUUUGUUCGAAACCCCUACCUCUCACUAUGGCUCCAAAACGCGCGUCAAGAGCCCUGGAGCCGGUGGCCGAUGUUCUGGACCGGGAUGGAAAUCGGAUUUGGGGUGUUACUCAAAGUGAAUCACACCGUAUACCCACUUUUGGGAAAACCGCAUGAUUCGUUGGAUGGUAGUAAUAAUAAGGAAGGGGAGUAUUUGGUUAAAUAUCCUGAGUACCAUGGGGUAGAUUUUGAUGCGUCGACUACUUGGUUGAGGUACUCUGUUGGGGAUGAGGUGGAUGUGAAGUUGACGUUUACGAGUCCGGUUACGGUGAAUGAUACUAUGAGGCAGAGUAUUCCGGCUGGGUAUUUGGAGGUUGAGGUUGUUGGGGUUGUGGAUUGUGAGGUUUAUGUUGAUGUUAAUGGGUUGUGGGUUACUGGUGAUAGGGGGAGUCAGAUACAAUGGGAGAUGGUGGAGCAUGGAGGGUUGAGGAGUUGGAAGGUUACGAGGUCUAGAGAGGAGCAUUUUUCGGAGAAGUGGGAUAGAGCGGAGUGGGGGAGUUUGUAUUUUACUGCUCCGAAGAACACUCACUACGAAAGUAACGAUUCCGGACCUUUACGUCGACGAUUCGCGAAGGGUAGUUCUCUUCGAAAUGCGACAGAUACUCGAUUCCGAGAAGUAAUGGACGCCGAACCGGUCUUUGCCUUUUCAAAGUACUUCCGUCUUUCCGAAAAUUCCUCAGAUGAUUCUUCUUCCCCACGACGUGAAUCUGCUAUUUUUACUAUCGCACAUAUUCAAGAUGAAGUCGCACGCUUCGCCUCCGCACGAGGAAUUACCAGCAUGCGACCCCUCUGGAAGGGAUACUUCGAAGAUCAUUUCGAUUUAAUCCAUUUCCAUUACCACGAUUACUCCACAUCAUCUUUAGAGGCCGAUAAGUUUAAUAAACAACUAGUAGAACACGCAUCCCGUGCCAUGUCUGGCGUUGCGGCGGAUACAUACACCGAUAUCCUACUCCUUUCGACCCGACAAGUCCUCGGAGGAACAUCAUUCAGCGGAACCCCAUCGCGACCAUUACUAUUUCUUAAAGAAAUCAGUAGUGAUGGCAAUUUCCAAACGAUAGAUGUUAUUUUCCCCGCCUUUCCGUUCUUUUUAUACGUUAACCCCUCGUGGUUGAGAUAUCUGUUAGAACCGUUGUUGGAACAUCAGUCCGCGGGGUUGUAUCCUAAUGAUUAUAGUAUGCACGAUUUGGGAUCUAGUUUUCCUAAUGCGACGGGUCAUCCGGAUGGGAGGGAUGAGUAUAUGCCUGUUGAGGAGUGUGGGAAUAUGUUGAUUAUGGGGGCGGCGGUUGUGGGGAAUUUGGUGGAGGAGAAUGGGGGAGGGGAGAAAGGGAGGAAAGUUGCGAAGGAGUGGUUGGAAGGAGCGUGGGGGGAUGGAGGGAGGUUUAGAGGGAGGUAUGAUCUUUGGAGGAAGUGGACGGGGUAUUUGGUGGAGUUUGGGUUGUUGCCUGCUACGCAGUUGUCUACCGAUGACUUUGCGGGAAGAUUAGCGAAUCAGACGAAUUUGGCAUUGAAGGGGAUAUUGGGUAUCAAAGCCAUGGCGGAGUUGGCGAGCGUGGUGGGGAAUAGUAAAGACGAGAAGCAUUUUACCGAUAUCGCGAACUCGUAUAUUAAAAAAUGGCAUUCCCUGGCCAUCUCCCGAGAUGGUACACAUACAAAACUAGCGUAUCACUGGCAAGGAUCAUGGGGUACUCUCUACAACCUCUACGCGGAUAGUUUACUAUGUUACCGAAAGGGAUUACAAAGCCCCCUCGCCCAAUUCUCAACUCUACAGAAGGGAUCAUCUAGAAAGGGACGGUUCCAAAGACCAUUAAAUGAUGAUGAUGACGACAACAAAAAACCAACAGACGGUGGUUUCGUCCCCGAAGAUAUAUAUACAAAACAAUCGGAUUGGUAUACCCUCGUCGAACAAAAAUACGGAUUACCGUUAGACUCACGACAUUUAUAUACCAAAUCCGAUUGGGAAUUCUUCGCUGCAGCUAUAUCCGCCAGAAAGACUCGAGAGAACAUUAUUUUGAGCGUGGGGAGGUGGGUUAAUGAGACUAGUACUGAUAGACCUUUUACGGAUCUUUAUGAUACUGAAGGGUCAGGAGGGUUUCCGGGGAUUUGGUUUAUGGCUAGACCGGUUGUUGGAGGACAUUUUGCGGUUUUGGCAUUGGAGAGGGCGUGUGGUGGGAAAGGGUUGAAGGGGUUGGAGUAUGAAGGGGAUGUUUGGGGGAUGGCGGGUGGUGAGAAGGGGGAUGAGGGGAAGGGGGUGAUUAAGAGUGGGCAGACUGUUUUUGGGAAUUAA